Messenger RNA from Manihot esculenta (cassava), 1777 nucleotides. Its product is annotated as NAC domain-containing protein 2. The transcript is spliced from 3 exons. Gene Ontology annotation, biological process: regulation of DNA-templated transcription. NCBI's taxonomy places the organism in Eukaryota, Viridiplantae, Streptophyta, Magnoliopsida, Malpighiales, Euphorbiaceae. The coding region runs from base 154 to 1041 and encodes 295 amino acids. Gene Ontology annotation, molecular function: DNA binding. The record is from RefSeq and is a predicted model, not a curated record.
CACUCUGCGUUCAAGUCUUUCACGAGAGCAGGAGCAGCAGCCAGAGCGAGACUACAAUAAGCACAGAAGAAGAUAAGAAGGGAGGAGCAAAUUCGAAAAGCAGCAGCUAAAAAGGGCAGAGGAGAAAUCUAGAAAGAGACUUGAGAAUUGGAAAUGAAGGGAGCUGAGCAAGAGUUACCCCCUGGGUUCAGAUUUCAUCCGACCGACGAUGAACUAGUGAAUCAUUACUUGAUUAGGAAGUGUGCAGGACAGCCUAUUUCUGUUCCGAUUAUUGCUGAGAUUGAUCUUUAUAAGUACGAUCCCUGGCAGCUUCCAGAGAUGGCUCUGUACGGCGAAAAGGAGUGGUACUUCUUUUCUCCCAGAGAUAGAAAAUAUCCCAACGGUUCGCGACCCAACCGGGCGGCUGGAACAGGCUACUGGAAAGCCACGGGAGCUGAUAAACCUAUAGGCCGGCCCAAAACUCUUGGCAUCAAGAAAGCACUGGUAUUUUAUGCUGGGAAGGCCCCUAAAGGAAUUAAAACCAACUGGAUCAUGCAUGAAUAUCGCCUUGCCAAUGUCGACAGAUCUGCUGGAAAGAAAAACAACCUCAGGCUUGAUGACUGGGUAUUAUGCCGAAUAUACAACAAGAAAGGAAGUAUAGAGAAACACUAUCCUGUGGACAGACAAAAUUUGACAAAAUACCCUGAAGGGGAGGACCAAAAACCCAAGAUUUUAGUGUCUGGGCAUAAUCCACCACCGAAGUUGGCGCAAUCAUGUUUAAACCAUAAUGACUUAUCAGUACAUACGGACGCAUCUGAUUCCAUACCCAGGUUGCGUACCGACUCGAGUAGCUCAGAGCAUAUACUUUCACCUGAUAUCACGUGUGAGAAGGAGGUCCAGAGUGAAUCCAAAUGGAAUGAGUUGGAUAUUAAUGGGUUCGAUUUUGGUUUCAAUUACGAGGAUGAUUUUCAAGAUGAUCCUUUUGCUUCCCAAGUUCAGUUCCAAAUGGAUCAGCCAUUCCUCCUGCAAGAUAUGUUUAUGUAUUUACAGAAGCCAUUUUGACGACCAUAGCAUCCCUCCGCCGAACCCAACGUCAAAGUUAAAAGGGUAAAAAAAAAAAAGCAAAUAAACGAACAAAACAUUGGAGUAUGUGUGGAGAUGAUAUUUCUCUGUGGUUCUGCACGUGUGGGUGACGGAUUGGGGCCUAUUGACAAGGACGAAAAAUGUGCCGGUGAUUGUGAUCUAGAGGGCCUAGCUCAUGUUAAUAUGUAAGGAUUCAUGUAGCACAAUUCUUACAAGUUGUAGAACAAUUUAUUUGAUUAAUUACAGAUGGAAUGCAGUUGGGAAGUCCUGAACAGCGAGCUGAUUGUGAUGGAGAUGGAAAUGAAAAUGGACUGGGGGGGAUGAACAUGAUGACUCCGGAUCCAAAUUUUUUUUUUGUUUUAUUUGGAAAAUGAUGGCACGAUUUUUGGAAGUUGUCCAGAGCCAUCGGUGGAGUAGUAGUUUUUGACGGCGUCAUUUUAAAUAAGUAAAUAUAUGAAUAACCUAAAUUUUUUUAUCAGAUGAAAUUGAAGUAGUAUUAUUGUAGUAUUUUAGAAAAUGGUGAUGUUGUAUAUAGAAAAUUAAAAAAAAAAAAAUUAAAAGAAUAAAAAAUUGUAAAAUGAUUUUCUAAUGUCGGUAAUGCCGUUAUAAAUAGGUUUUGUGGGGUUUGUAAUUGUGCAUAAAAAAUACAGCACCUAUUAAUCAUAUUAUCUUGUAUUGUUUCACCGGUAAUAAAAAAAAAAUUUUUAGUCUUCAA